GGAAGCCGCCCCGCCGCCGUUCCUCACGCUGAGGCGAGCCGUGGGCUGGCGGUCCGGCCCGCUGGGCGGUUGAGGUGGGAGUGAAGCAGUCCCGGGCACCCUCCUCCACGCCGCGAGGCCGCCUAAGGCGCGGGGUGGAGGGCAGGAGGGCGCGGGACUGGACUCACAUCGCCCUUCGCGGGUGAAGGUCGCCGUCGGUUCCCGAGCGCCGGGCGGCUGCGCAGGCGUGGAGCGUCCGGGCGGGGGGCGGGCUCUUAAAGGGGCCGCAGCGGCGGGUCGCGGCGUCGAGCGGAGAACCGGGGAGAGGGAGAGGAUCGCGCGCUUUCCGGGCGCCCCGACAACCAGGCCCCGAGGACAGCCGCCCGUGGAGCCCGCUCUGCAGGCAGGUCUUGUGGGCCUCCGAUUUAGCGCGUUUCUCCUUAUUUCCAGCCCCGGGCGCUAUGGCGCACGUCGGGUCUCGGAAGCGCUCGAGGAGUCGCAGCCGGUCCCGGGGGCGAGAGUCGGAAAAGAAAAGGAAGAAAAUCAGUAAAGACGCCCCGACAAGCUGCUCGGCUUCUAGAUCCCAAGGCCGGAAGGCCAGCACCACCUCCGCGAAGGAGGAGAGAAGCAAGCACAAGGCUCAGAGGAGACCACGAUCCAGCUCCUCCUCCUCUUCUUCCAGUUCUUCUAGCUCUUCUUCCUCGUCCUCCUCAUCCUCCAGCGAUGGCCGGAAGAAGCAUGGGAAGCACAAGGACAAGAAGAGGAAGAAGAAGAAGAAGAAAAGGAAGAAGAAGAAGCUGAAGAAGAAAGGCAAGGAGAAGGCGCCAAUGCGGCAGGCUGAGGCUCUGCCUGGACCCUCACUGGACCAGUGGCACAGGGCAGCCGAGGUGGAAGAGGAUGGCCCAGUCCUGACGGAUGAGCAGAAGUCCCGCAUCCGGGCCAUGAAGCCUAUGACCAAGGAGGAGUGGGACGCGCGGCAGAGUGUCAUCCGCAAGGUGGUGGACCCCGAGACGGGUCGCACCAGGCUCAUUAAGGGCGAUGGUGAGGUCUUAGAGGAAAUCGUGACCAAAGAACGGCACCGAGAGAUCAACAAGCAAGCCACCCGAGGGGACAGCCUGGGCUUCCAGAUGCGAGUUGGGCUGCUGCCCUGAGGGCCCGACCACGUGGGAAGACAUGGCCUGGAAGCAGGCCUCGGGGUGGGUAGCAGGGAACCCAAGGGGCGCCAUCUGCCUUUCCGCUGUGGGGUGCCGCUGGUCUCAUCCUUCCCCCGUCCCCCGCCACAGAGCAUUAUUUCCAGGAUAUUAAACUUGCCCUGAUGGUAGACCUA
Molecule: messenger RNA, 1306 nt
Organism: Choloepus didactylus (southern two-toed sloth)
Lineage: Eukaryota; Metazoa; Chordata; Mammalia; Pilosa; Megalonychidae
Gene: ARL6IP4
Product: ADP ribosylation factor like GTPase 6 interacting protein 4
Exons: 5
Coding region: 441-1130 (229 amino acids)
Source: RefSeq, a predicted model, not a curated record